AUGUCUGAUGGCGAUUUGGCCAUGGCCACGGGUGCCGGUUAUGGCCUGGCGAAUGACAACGACGACGACGAGCAAGAAAACUACGACGAUUUCAUGAUCUCUGAUGACGACGAAAACGAUGCAGAAAUCGAGAUGGACGACGCAAGCGAUGUAUCGUUCGGUGAAGAGGCCAACGAGCCCCGCGUUGUUUCACACCCAUCUAACCCUGACAGCGGUCUUGUCUCUGUUGCGCGGGACUUGGUGGAACAGAAACGGUUCGAUGAGGCAAACCAAGUCCUAGGUAAAGCUGCACUGCUACCGCAGACACAUGCAACGGUUGCGGCUGUUUUGCAGAUCGUUCGCUGUACAUAUCUUAUGUGGGCCCAGAGUCUGUUAAGUCUGCCGGUAGACGCAAGCGGGUUCGCUUCUGUACAGGAAGCCAUUGAUAGUCUAGAAAGUGCGCUUGAGCUUGAUCCAGGACACGACGAUCAGGCCAGUUUUCGGAGCCUUUUGAAUGAACUUGUUCCGUCUCUGGACUCCGUCUUUGUUUUGAAUCCAGCGUGGAAAACAAAUGGAGUUUCCAUUUGCUGUGCCCAGCUGUUUUUGGUACGUUGCUCGCGACUGGGCAGCCGACUUAUCCCGGAUUUAUGGCGAUCCCGAACUUUGCAGUACGAAAUUGCAGUAUUACGACUGAGCGUCGAAGAUACAACUGCUGCAGAGCGACCACUUGUCGAAAAGCUGUAUAAAUCGCACCACACAAGCCAGGAACAAAUUGGCAAUCUCGAGUUCGUUCUUGCCUGGUUCAUAUCCACAUCAUUGAAUGAAUUUGACGCUGGAGGCAUUAGCAUCUGCGAAGAACUUGUGGGUUCGAUCUCCAUGCUUUUGCAAAAGUCUUUCACCCGGCCGCUACCUUUGAUGUCCAUUUUGCAUUUCACCAAAGCGUACCUUCUCUUGGACCAACUUUCCACUACUAACAAAAAGGUAAGUUUACGUUGUAACGCAGAGUUUUGGGAGUCCUUCAAAUGUCUUGAGGAAUUGGGUAACAAAACGUCUUUUCGAGACCUGGUUUUGUGUGCCUUCGUUUUGACGAGUUUGCUCCAGCUAGGGCAAAAGACGAAUUUAGACGACAUCAUUGUCCCGUUUGAACUGGAACAGCUCAAAAUCCUGGACUCACUGAUCAAGCAAAACUUGGAAGAGCUCUACCAGGCAUUCGUUGAGUAUAACCUUGAACGUUUUGCACUUGCGCUGGCCGCUACGCAGAUGCUAUCUUUCUCACACGUUCUGCAUCCUUUAUUCGCUUCUGUAGUCCGCUUAUUGCAGGUUCGCAUAUUGUGGCACCGUUUGGCUGUCUGUUACUCCUGUAUUUCGCUGGCAGAUAUGCAAAGACUCCUAAAAGUGGGUGAUCUGCCCGAACUAUCCCGCAACUCGGUUCUUACUAUUUUGAUGCGGAGUAUCAUGGACGAUACGGCCCCUGUGUACUUUAAGCUGGAUCUGACUAAGGAUUUAGUACAUUUCGGGGAUGAAGGCCGCAGACCGCUCACUUCUUACACGCGGGACACCUAUCUGUCGUCGCGGGAUCCCAGUGGCCAGAAAUCCGGUCUCCACGCCCUGGGUCCUCUUGAAGCGAGCGCUAUUCCUAUCGAUGAAUGGCUGGACAGCAUUGGUAUCUUUAAUUUACCUCCGCGUAGAUUGAAGGGUCUACGACCUCUAAAAUUACUGCAAGAACUGAAGGGUGCGCGCGAGAUGCCUCCAGCGCUAAACGAUAGUUCCAGCCAUACUACAACUCUCAAGCUUACGGAAAUGGCAGCAUAUGUUCGUGAUAUGCUGCAGUAA
Messenger RNA from Lachancea lanzarotensis, 1812 nucleotides. RefSeq names its product LALA0S13e00782g1_1 (gene RRI2). The transcript has a single exon. Lineage: Eukaryota; Fungi; Ascomycota; Saccharomycetes; Saccharomycetales; Saccharomycetaceae. The coding region runs from base 1 to 1812 and encodes 603 amino acids. The record is from RefSeq and is a predicted model, not a curated record.